This is a messenger RNA of Scomber japonicus (chub mackerel), 13747 nucleotides long. Its product is annotated as E3 ubiquitin-protein ligase rnf213-alpha-like. Gene Ontology annotation, cellular component: membrane; nucleolus; cytosol. Gene Ontology annotation, biological process: negative regulation of non-canonical Wnt signaling pathway; sprouting angiogenesis; ubiquitin-dependent protein catabolic process. The transcript has 59 exons. The record is from RefSeq and is a predicted model, not a curated record. Gene Ontology annotation, molecular function: ubiquitin-protein transferase activity; ATP hydrolysis activity. Lineage: Eukaryota; Metazoa; Chordata; Actinopteri; Scombriformes; Scombridae.
AUGAGAACUCUUAUAGAGAGACAUGGCCAAGCUGUAGCAGACAAAUACACAGUCAAACAUAGAGAGUGGCACCAGUAUGAUGAUGUCAUCCAUGUUGAUCCGAAUAAAUCUGCUGUAAAGAAAGGCAGAGACCAAGCUGGCCUGGAAAUGCUAAGGCUAAUCUUUGACCUUCUUAAAACUUGGAAUGAGCAAAAUGUGGACAACUUCUUUGUCCUGCUAGACCAGUUCUUCUAUGCAUACAGCCAUCCUAUUCUUCAUGAUGGCAGGGAAAGACCAUGGGGAAUACCGUAUGGUCCAGAUCAGGUGAAAAGCCUGCUUAAAGGUUUUCUGGAGGAAAACAUCAUUCCCAAAUCUAGAAAGAAAAAAACAGAAUUCCUUUUACCACCUCUCAAUUCAGGAAUUAUUGGUUUGCUUGUUUACCACAAUGUUGCAGAUGCCAUUGAGAUGCUUUGCAACAAUGCUCGUCAAUUCCACAUUGAGAAGUGGGUCUUGCUCAUCCCUCUGAUUCACCUACUGAGAGGAGAAAGCAAGCCAUUUGAGCCAGUUCCACCUGUCUUGAAUCCAGAAAUUGACUCCUGGACUGGCUUGUGGAGGAGCAAGGGAAUGGAUAUCCACAGAGAUGAAAGGAGUCUGAUCAGAAUCAUGAAAGACCAUGCAUACCUGGUGGACAUUGAUCGUCUUCUUGUGCACUCUUGGAUGUCCCUGCUGAGUUUGGAGGAUAUAAUGAGCUUCAUAUCCUGUGUGCCAGUGGAGCUCCUCGACAUUCUUCAUUACACGCAAUUCAAUGCAUACGACUGCACUGAUUCCAAGGUAUGGAACAAGUUACUCUCACUAUCCUUCAGUCAUGAGCAACAUACUUCAUUCUGGAGAACCAGCUUCACAGAGGAUUUUGAAAGAAAAUUAAAAUGGGAAAAAACAAUGAAUCAAGUUGGAAUCUACUCUAACGAGAUGGAAAAACUGAGGAAGACAAGUCCACUGCUAUGCAACUCAAUGGAGAAAUGUGCUUUGGAGGCGAUUGAGACUAUUUGUCAGGAUAAAUCUGGCAAUGCAUUUUCAACUCUACUGGAGAAACAUGAUAUCACAAAGUUUGGGAAGCUGAUGUCUGUUGUUUUGCUGAAGUCAUGGCCCACAGAUGCCAAUGGAGAGUACAUUGAAGGAGAGGAGUUGAUAUUUGAGAACUUGUUAAAGUGUCCCAUUACCAAAACUGUCUUGCGAAGAGCAGGUGCAAGACAUGGACUGAUUGACAAAUUGUCAGAUGAAGCUGAACACAGGAUAUCUUUGGCGAGUUCAGCAUUCAGAUCUGUGUCAAAGAAAUUCCUCAGUGGAGAAAUCCAAAUGAAGACGUUAAAACAAAUAUUUCAGAAAGAACAAGAAUUUGUUGAUUUGCUGAAGAUAGAUGGCCUUUGUGAUGAUGGUCGUUGUAAAGAUGACAGAAGCAUGAGACGAUUACUGAAACAAAGAAAAGAGGAAGCCGAAGCUGUCCACAAUGAGAAGAAGCUGGUCAAAAGUCUUCUACAAAUCUGCAAGGAGCUUCCACAACAUGUCAAAGUUGACUUCAAGGGGUUGGACACAAAACUUCGCCAGAACAUUGAGACGAUGAAUCUGAAUGAAUUUAUGAAGGUUUUCACUCUUGAUGGACAGACCCCUAGUACAAUCGGGCAGGUUACUUAUUUCAACCUUUGUGAUGUCAGCCGACAAAUGGCUUCAGAACUACAGGCCAUUAAAGACAGUUCAAUCUUCAAAAUGUGCUGGAUGAAUCAAGUGGAAGAGCUGUCAAGAGACCAACCUGAUACAGAUGAUAUUGAUGAAGAAAUCUACACUCUCAACCUGGUGUACAGCAAAAUAUUUCAGGGUUGCUACAGCAGGUACAAAGAGCUCUAUGAAGGUCUGAUGAGUGGGGAAUUGUUACUGGAGCAUAUAGACAAAAUCUUGGAGUACCAUGAAGGAAGUUAUGAAGACUUGCGAAAAGAUUUAGACAUCAUGUGCAGAAUAAAUUCAUCUGAUGACAGAAGAUGGAUCAGUGAAAGAAUUGAACACAUUCAACAGUACCGGGAUCUUCAUCUUGCAAUGGAUUCUGCCAAAAUCAUCAUGGAUAUCAGGACUACGAUAUGUCCAAAAGGAGACUUCAAAGUACUAGAGAAAUUGCUGCAAGUGAAUCAAGCUGACUUCAAGAAAAACAGCCUGAAUUCCAUAGAUGAUAACUUCAUAAACACCAAACAGAUUCUGAAGGACAUUACAGAUAAUCACAAGGAAUGUCUUCAGGCACUUAGUCUGACAUCAGAGUUGGUCCAGUGGGUUAAAAAAGUACUUACAGAUAUCAGUGAGCUGAAAGUUUUUGUUGACCUGGCAUCCAUCUCUGCUGGAGAAAAUGACCUGGAUGUGGAUCGAGUGGCCUGUUUUCAUGACGCUGUCCUUGGUUACUCAUCCAUGUUGUAUGGACUGAAGGAGGACUCUGAUUUUGAGGCCUUCAAGGGAUCCUUGUCAAAAUUGUGGAAAGCACUUGAAAAUGACCCAGGAAUACCAAAGAAGCUGUGGGAUACAGCACGGCAUCUGGCCUGGUUAAAAACUGUUAAGGAAAGCCAUGGAUCUGUUGAAUUUUCAUCCCUGUCUCUGGCUACAUCCAUCAAUGAGAGAGGAAUAUACAUAAUCAAGGCCCAGAACAAGCAAAAGCUAACUUUAGAGACUUCACUGAUGCUGCAAAUUCAGGACGAACAUGAAAAAAACAGGACAUGCACCUACGAUGACCUGAAAGAAUUGCAGAACAAGCUCAUGCUAAUGUCUGGAAGAGGGGAACAUAAUCCAAGUGAGGUGGAUUGCUUUGCUGAGGUGUUCGACAAUGUCCAGAGGCUUGCAAAAGCCUUUGUAGACCUUUAUGCUGCAGGAAACCCACUCUUCAGAUUUUGGGAAGCCAAGAUUUUUUGCAAAACUCAGACCGGCCCAUGUAUCAUUAUGGAAAUCAACUUUUGCAAGACACUUCAUCACAUCGAAGUAUGUGGAAGUCUGGUUGAACAACUUGCAGCUCUGUCCAAGAAGAUGGAGUUGUUUCUUGAUGACUGGCAGAACUUUGUGAACCAACAGAGAUGUGAUCACUACUACUUAAACCACUUCACAGCAGAACAAAUAUUCUACCUGUGCAGUAUUGUGACUCCAACAAAUGUGAAUGCAGUGAUAGAGGACAAAGCUUUGAUGAUGCUGUCUUUCAUCAAACCGAACUGCACAUCGUUAGAUGUCUGGAGUGCAUGGAGAAGAUUUCAGAACCGAUUUGAGCCUGGUAAAAGGAGCAAUGAAGAUAGUCUGUUUCACAGUCGCUUUUUCCACCAGGAUGAUAUGGAUACAUCUCCAGCCGAUGUGAGUCAUGUUACAGCUGAAGAUCCAGCAGAAAAGGCAGACCAUGCUGUUGGUUUGAAAGAACUGGAAGAGUUGUGGAAUGCCUACGUGAAGAAUGAAGACAUACUUUUCCAUGAUCUUUUGGACAUUAGGAGUUUAGGGGGUCUGUUAAAAGUGAUGACUGACACAGAAAAUGAAUGGGAGGAACCAGUGCUCUCAGACACAAAAUACAUUUCGCUCAGAACAUUCCCAAAAGGCCUUGUCUCAAACCAACCUAAUCUAAUAAUCUGCCCACAUGAUGAGAUUCUGACUUCAAGUAUCUGCCUAUACAUGACCAAUGAUUAUGAGCCACUGCCGAGUUAUGAUGAGGUUCUCUUGUGUACUCCCUCAACAUCAUAUGAGCAAGUAGAGCUUUUCCUAAGGAGAUGUCUCACACCAGGUGACUUUGGCCAGAAGAUUUACACAAUGCUCCGAGCAGACCAACUGAGCUAUGAUGUCAGCUGUGCAAUGGAGAAAUGUUUUCAGAAACUGCAGUCUCUGUUUAAACAUGAAUACAAACUAGUGAUCUACUGCAGCUCUGAGAGGGAGCACACUUACAUUCCUACUGCAUUCAGUCAGUUCAAGAGAGACUUUGUGCCAAACGAGCCACUGGAAAGGAUCCAGAGGUACUUGUCCCAACAUUACACUGUCCCCUCAGAUCACAAGAAUGCUGUGUUCAAAGGUGGCCAUACUGUUGGCAUUGUUUCUUCUGGACGUGCAGGAGUUGGCAAGUCACUGUUUGUCCAAAGAUUGUAUGAAAAGCUGGAGGAAAAUGUUGAACAAGGAACUGCUUUCAAGAAGUGCAUCCGCCUACCUGAACAUGAGAUCAAUGACCACAAGGUUCUACAGUCUUUGUAUGACUCACCAAAACAGAAAGAUUUCAAGAUGUUUCACUUUGAUGUCACAUCCUCGGUGCAAAAGGGCUUGAAUGAAUUCCUAUUCAAGCUUUUGUUUUUGCGUUACCUGAUGGAUUCUGAUGGAUGGAUGUGGCGCUGCAGCCACAAACACUUGUAUAUCAUCGAAUUACUGAAAUCCACAAAUGAUCAUCCAAGAUGUACCCCCAUAUCUGGACGAAGGGAAAACUUUGCAUUCUUGGAUAUUUUUCCUAAGGUGAUUUGCCGUCCACCAAAGGAGGUUAUGGCUUUUGAAAAAGGGAGAGAAGAAAUCAUUGAAAUGGAUAAUGACGACCCCCUCAUGGAUGAUGAAUGUUUCCGGAGUCAAGCUUAUCAAAGACCAUAUCAAUACCUCACACAUUUUCACAACAAUGAAAAUCUUGACAAAUUCACUUACCAAGGCAUUGAAGGGUCUCAUGCAGAGUGUAUCCAGAUACUGCUGUUCUACUGUGGCAUACCAGAUCCUUCAUGGGCAGAGCUACGUAACUUUGUCUGGUUCCUUAAUCUUCAGUUACAAGACUGUGAAAAUUCAGACUUCUGCAAAUUUGAGUUGGUUGGAGAUACACUUCGUGGGUUCAAAAACUUUGUGGUUGAGUUCAUGAUUUUGAUGUCCAAAGACUUUGCAACCCCAUCACUGUGCAUCACUGACCAGAGCCCAGGGAGGCAACAAAUAGACAUUAGUAGGCCUAAUGAAAGAGAUUUAGCUCCUUUCCUCAUCAGAAAAAGGUGGGAGUCUGAGCCACAUCCAUACAUCUUUUUCAAUGAUGACCACAUGUCCAUGACUUUCAUUGGGUUUCACCUUCAGCCCAAUGACCAGAAUGGGGUUGAUGCCAUAAAUCCCUCGACAGGAAAAGUGAUAAAGAGAAACAUCAUGACUCAAGAGCUGUACAAUGGCUUAAAACUUCAGAGAGUCCCUUUUAAUAGGGACUUUGAUCAGCUUCCUCGAGCUGAUAAGAUUGAGCAUCUAUGCAGUGUGCUUGGCAUCAAAUGGCCAACAGAUCCUGAUGAAACAUAUGAACUGACAACUGAUAAUAUCCUCAAAAUGAUGGCAAUCCAUAUGAGAUUUAGGUGUGGCAUCCCAGUCAUUAUAAUGGGUGAAACAGGAUGUGGUAAGACACGGCUCAUCAAGUUUAUGUGUGAGUUGAGAAGAUGUGGAGCACCAGCAGAAAACAUGAAACUCGUCAAGGUUCAUGGAGGAACUACCUCAGAAAUAAUAUAUGAGAAAGUGAUGGAAGCAGAAAUUCUCGCAAGGGCCAAUAAAGAGAAUCAUGAGUUUGACUCGGUUCUUUUCUUUGAUGAAGCAAACACCACUGAAGCAAUAAGCAGCAUCAAGGAGAUCCUUUGUGAUAACUCUGUGCAAGGACAUCAACUUGGCUGUCAAACAGGACUGCAGAUUAUUGCUGCAUGCAACCCCUACAGGAAGCAUAUAGACAAGAUGAUUGAGAGGCUAGAGGCAUCUGGAUUGGGCUACCGGGUCAGAGCUGAAGAAACUGAAGACAGACUUGGAUCCAUCCCUCUCAGACAGCUUGUCUAUCGUGUUCAUGUAUUACCUCCUAGCAUGAUUCCUCUUGUUUGGGACUUUGGACAGCUCAAUGAUUCAACAGAGCAAAUGUACAUUGAACAAAUAAUGCAAAGACAGGCCAAGAUGAACAUGAUUGAGAAUAGUUAUAUUCCAACUAUAACUAAGGUGUUAUCAUCAUCACAAAAGUUCAUGAGGAAAAGGAAAGAUGAAUGCAGCUUUGUCAGUCUGAGGGAUGUUGAACGCUGUAUGCACGUCUUUGUGUGGUUCCACAAAAAUCACUCCAUGUUUGCUGAGGAACUGACAACAUUCCUUCAGAGGAAAAAAAACAAGCCACCAUUUUCACCUGCUAGUGACAGAGUAAUAUGGUCUCUCUUGAUGGCCAUUGGAGUGUGCUACCAGUCCUGCUUGGAGGACAAAAGGCCAUAUCAGAAAACUAUCAGCCCAUUGCUUCCUCGUGGAUACGAUACACAGAGAGUACAAAAGGAAAUCCAACUCAUGCAGGACCUCCUACUCAAAGGUGUGCCCAUGGGUAAAACAAUAGCCAGAAAUGAUGCUUUGAAAGAAAAUUUCUUCAUGAUGGUGAUCUGUGUUGAACUAAGAAUUCCCCUGUUUAUUGUUGGGAAACCAGGGAGCUCCAAAUCACUCUCCAAAACCCUAGUUGCAGAUGCAAUGCAGGGCCCUGCAUCACAUUCUGAACUCUACAAGAGGCUGAAGCAGAUACAUCUGGUGUCUUUUCAGUGCAGCCCUCAUUCAACACCUGAAGGAAUCAUCAACACAUUCAAACAGUGUUCCCGCUUUCAGGAAAGUAAAAACUUGGAUGAAUACAUUUCUGUAGUUGUUCUUGAUGAGAUUGGAUUGGCUGAAGAUUCCCCUAAAAUGCCCCUGAAAACACUGCACCCGUUACUGGAGGAGGGCUGUGUCGAUGAUGAGCCGCAACCUCAUAAAAGGGUUGGGUUCAUUGGAAUUUCCAACUGGGCACUGGACCCUGCCAAGAUGAAUCGUGGAAUAUUUGUGGCCCGCGGAGAUCCAAACCAGAAAGAGCUCAUCAAAAGUGCCAAGGGGAUAUGUUCAUCUGAAGAAAAAGUUCUUGAAAAGAUCACACACCUCUUUGAGCCCUUCGCAAACGCAUAUAUGACAGUGUGCAAAGAAGGCAAAGCGUUUUUUGGUCUGCGGGAUUUUUACAGUCUGAUAAAGAUGGUAUUCUCAGUUACCAAAAUGUGUAAUGAGGUUCCCACUGCAGAUCAAAUCACUGGAGCAGUCCUGAGAAACUUUAGCGGAAAGGAUGAUGUUGAUGUGAUGACCAUAUUCCACAGAGAACUCAAAGAUGAGUUUGCACAUGCUAGCAUUUCCACCAUUGAGUUGGUUGAGCAAAGCAUUUCUCCACCUUGCCAAAAGGCGCAAAAGGCCACUGAUUUAGCAAAGCAAAGCAUCGCUCAAUUUUGCCAAGCGCAAGAAAGUCGCUACCUAUUAAUUCUCACAAAAAACUUUGCUGCUCUUCAGAUUCUCCAACACAUCUUCUUCUCUCAACAAAUCCAUCCAGAGAUUAUCUUUGGGUCCAGUUUUCCAAAUGAUCAGGAGUACACGCAGAUUUGUAGGAACAUCAAUCGUGUCAAAGUUUGCAUGGAGACGGGACAGACAGUUCUGCUUCUGAACCUUCAGAAUCUGUAUGAAAGUCUGUAUGAUGCUCUCAACCAAUACUACGUGACCCUGGGAGAUCAAAAGUAUGUUGACCUUGGAUUAGGAACACAUCGUGUGAAAUGUAGAGUUCACAAAAACUUCAGGCUCAUUGUCAUUGAGGAGAAAGAGGUGGUCUAUGAGCAGUUUCCAAUCCCACUGAUUAACAGGUUGGAGAAACACUACCUUGACAUCAACACUGUUCUCAGAGAUGAGCAGAAGGGAAUUGCCAGACAGCUAGAGAAAUGGGUUGAUGAUUUUGUCACCACAAGCAGUCAAGACCUCACAAAAAAGCGUUAUUCUCCAAAUGAUGUCUUCAUCGGCUACCACUCAGACACAUGCUCCUCUGUGGUCCUGCAAGCAACAGACAAUCAAAGUGUUGAAACUGAAGCUCAAACCAUUCUGAACAAAGCCAAAUGCAUUCUGCUCAACUGUGCCACUCCAGACUCUGUCGUUCGUCUGGACAAAUCCAGACUGCCAGAUGAAGAACAAGAACAGUUAAUGAAAGAAUAUGUUAGAGAGGAGAUGCACAGUUCACUGGGAGACUACAUAGCCCAUCACACACAGCAGGCAGAACAGUCCCACUUAUUCACAGAGGUCACAACGUUUUCCAGGCUACUGACUGCAGCAGACACUCAGCAACUGCAGAGGAUGAUAAAGCUUGAUGAUAUCCAGCUACUAUCACUGGACCAAUUUGACACAGAGUACUCUUUCCUCAAGAAAAUCAGGGAAUUCCUUAGCUCAGCAACUGCAGACAAAGUGCUCAUUAUCCAAACAGACUAUGAUGAAGACUCCCACAGGAGGAAUCUUCUUUCCUCAGCCAAGUAUUCAUGCAUCAACGAAAUAAACAAGUGGGACACUACUGAUAACACAAAGACAUUUGUGUACUUUGUCACCAAACUUCCUCGAAUUGAGGGGGGGACCUCCUACGUUGGCUUUCAAGGAGGUCCUUGGAGUUCUGUUCACAUUGAUGAUCUCAGAAGAUCAAAAGAGUUUGUGUCCGAUGUUCAUUACUUGAAAAAUCUACGCAUAAGUGAUCUUUUUAAAAAUCCACCUGAGGCCAUGGAGACAGAAGACCAACAUAGUGUGACACAAAGGGAUCAGUCCACUGUUUUGGGAGAUUUUAAGACUGCAAAUCUGGUUAGGAGUUGUGUUCAGAGUGCAGUGAGCAUGCUCAGAGAUGUAGCAGACAGUGGAGAACUCAAUACUAAGAGAGUUAAAAACCUACUCACACUUCUGGAUGAAAGUGUGUUUGUAAACAGUGUGAGGAAGCGUCUCCUCUCACUGCUUGAGGAGUAUGAGGCCAAAAUGCCCAAUCCAAAGAGCUGGGUUUUAAGGGAGGCAUCUAAUGUCAAUGCUCUUCAAGAAGGGGGAACAUUCAUGCACACGCUGUGGAGGAAAAUCCAAGCAGUUGUCACUCCACUUCUAGCCAACUUGGUCUCAGUUAUUGACCGAGAUUGCAAUUUGGAGCUCCUGCUGGAUAGUGGGGAAGACCUCAGAAACCUAUGGCUUGAGAUAUUUGCCAGAAAAGAUAUGCUCAAUGUACCUUAUGUGAGAAUGGAAAAGUGAGUAUUAUCUCUUGUCUUGAUGGUACAAAGCCAUAUCACAGGUGGCAGCACCAUGCGCUGCGUCAUGCCAUUCAGCUGGUGGAUCAAAGAUUUCUUGGAUCAGCUCAUGCAAACAGCCAUACAUAAUAGUCACUUCCAUGAACUGUUCUUUAACACUCAACUUGGUAGCUACAUGAUGAAAAAUGUGAAUGAAAGAAUGAACAAAGAAUUGUUCGAAAGGUACCUGCAAGAUUUUGUCUGCAUGAAAAUGAAAAUGGCGUCUGAUGAAGAAUUAAAGCUUUUGAGACAGGCCCUGGCCAGCUGUGUUGAUGAGGUACGGAGACGAAAAAGAGAUGGAGAUGAACUCUCUCUUCCUCACAUCCACAUCGCCUACCAAUUCUACCAAAGUCGUCUCCAGAACCUCUCGCGGAUGAUUUCUCUUCAGCCUGAAAUAGUUUCUCCUUUGCGAAGAAACAUUAAACACUGUCCAGAGAUGGUUUUGCAUGCAGCAAUGGCAUGCAUUGAAAGCCUAGACUGUGCUGGUUUAGAUGGUGAUGCUCUCUGCCAGCAGUGGCUGAAGAAGGUGAAGAGACUGCAGGCCUCUUUGGAGUUGAUUUGUUCCCAACAAUUACAAUGCAAAGACAGAGUUGAUGAUGUCCGUAAUGGCUGGAGGCGGAUUUACAUCCUCUCAUUGUUUGUGGAACACAUGCUGCUGGGUUUCCAUAAUGAAGAGAGGCAACUCAGAGCAAUGGUCCUGAAUCACUUCAAAACUUUAAGCAAGGUUCUGGUGGGAAAUUCAGAUGUAAAAUCAAAUACAGUUUUUAAAGCUGUGAUUGAUGUAUUGAAGUCCUGUAAGCAGGGGGCAAGUGAUCAGAUAUUCAGGUUUGGACUUCAGUGUGGGGUGUGCUUGAGAGAGCCUCAGGACCCUGUGGAGCUGCCAUGCCAUCACAUCUACUGCUUAACAUGCAUCAGGGAAAGCCUUGAUGCAGGACAAAACUCCUGUCCCUUUUGCAGGCAAGAAUUACCAAACGACUUUCAGCCACAUGUGUCUGAAGAUAUCAGGGUCUCCAUCAAGAAAAAUGCAGAAUUCAGGCAGCAUUGCGAUGGUUUCUUCAUUGAUCUUCUCUCUGCUGUGUGCUUCAAAGACAACAGUCCACCAACCAGAGGUGUCAUCACCAACUUGUUGUCCUACCUGAUGAUUGAGACAGAGAAUGAACAGAUUCACACCAAAGAUCUGUCACGUUUUGACGAGUCUCCAGAUAAAAACCCAGUCGUGCGAUCUGUGAUCCUCAAGCUGCUGCUGAAGUUCAGCUUUGAUGAAGUCAAGGAAUAUUUGCAGCAGCAUUUGUCAUCUGUUGAAGACAGCAGAUUCGUGGAUGAGGAGGAUAAAGCAGAGCUUUAUGCCUUGUACAUCAACUGCUUAGAGGACUCCAUGUGGGAGAAAAUGCCCCAGGAAGACAACAAGGCUGAAGCAUUGAGGCCACUUUACAAUGAUGAAACACAGUUCCUGGACUUCUUUUUGGCUGAAGUCGCUUCUGUUCCAGCAACAGUGUCGAUUGAACAUCUGCAGCACAUUGCACGUUUGCGUCUUUCCCUCACCAUGGCUGCCCAGCUCAUCCGUCAGUCUGAUGAAAACGACAUCCCAGACGCAGCAGAAGAUUUCAUGAACAUGGUGAUGAAGCUCUGUGAAGAGAGUGGGAAUGACUGGUACCGCGUUUACCUGAUCCGCAAGCUAAGUGAAUGGCAGGGUGUCGAGCUCGUCCAGACUCUGGUGAAACAGGAAAAGUUUGGCUGGCUUUUCCCUGCAGAGGUCCAUCAACAGAAUGAAGAUGGAGGCCAGAUGGACCAGUAUCUUGUGUAUGGAGAUGAAUACAAGGCGGUGAGGGAUGCUGUUGCCAAAGCAGUAGUGGAUGGAAAUGUUGAACAAAUAGAAGAAGUCUGUGAGACAUGCACUGCACCACCAAGGAAUCGGACAAUGUUCAUCCUCCUGGCACUUUUCCGCGAGGUUACAACUCUGUACAGAUCCGAAAAUACAGGUCUUCAUCCCACCCCUGAGCGAUGCCAAUCAUUUAGAGACCUCAUCCAGGGCUCAACGUAUCUGCAUCACAGAAAAGUUAGAGACUUUGCCUCAGCCUUGGUUCACAACAAGUUGGGAGGCCUGGCCAUCCACCCUGAUUGUACUAUUGUACAAAAUGCUGUCAUAGAGCUGACUGUCCACCUGGCAGCUGUGCUGCUCACUGAGACUUACCCUUUGUUGACGCCACUCCAGCAACUUGGUCUGUCACCUGAAAAUAUGCAGGGGGCUUUUAUACCCACAAUGCCUGAUGACAUGUUAGCUGUUGCUCAAGCAGUCAUACAACAAGACUAUGGGCAGCUCACUUGGUAUGUGUGUCCAAAUAAUCACCCAUGCUUUGUUGAUGAGUGUGGCCUGCCCAUGCAGAAAGGCAGAUGUCUGGAGUGUGGCCAUGAGGUCGGAGGGGAGCAUCAUGCACCCGUGCCUAACUUCAGACCAAUUCAGCUGCACCAUGAUCGCACAAGGCCUGGACACAUCCUGGGAGACGCUGAACGAAGAGACAACCCAGACACCCUGGACACCAAAAACAUGUCUUUGACUCCCUUCACUCUGGUCAGGCUGGUUACACAUUUGGCCAUGCUGCUGGGGGCCUCAGAGAAAUCACAGGUUGUGCAGCAGAUCAUCCAGCCACCUGUAGAGGACGUUUGUUCUUUUCUCACCCUACACAUACUAAAGGAUCUGGAUCAGCUGUCCCAGGCACUGGGAAGAGGAGCCGACAACACUGUUACAACUGUCCACUUGGUGCUCAGAUCACUGCUGAAGCCAGUACAGGCCAAUCACUCUGAUCCUCACCUGACAACAAAAGCAUCCAGAAACACCUGGGAGACGACUGUGGCUGCAGAAGUUAUGACGCCCCAGGUGAAGGAUCUUGAUCAGUUCCUGCAAGAAGCACAGGGCAGCAUCAGGACUGACUCCCGUGUUUCUUCCAACUUCAUCAUGAGGACGACUUUCGGUGAUGAUUGUACCUUCCUGACGUCGCUGCCGCAGGGCUCUCAGGUCCACAGCUCAGCGGUGUGGAGCAGCAGAGAGAGGCUCUCAUUGCUCAGCCUCACACACAUUGUGGAGCAUAGUGAACAAAACGAGGAGCUGCCUUUGCUCUGGAAGUUCCUGCAGAAGGAAAGAGAAUUUCGCCAGAUCAAGUUGCUUCCAGAUAUCCUAAUCCUGCAGAAACGUUUGGUGAGAAAGUUCCAAAAUGCAUCUGACCAGAUUGUGGGCUCCAUCAGAGAAUUCAUUGAGAAGCAAACAGAAAUGAGGUCAUGGUUUGAGAAACACAUCGACAUCUUCCUGAAAACAUGGAAUCUGCUCAGAGUCUCUGUAACCAGCCAUGAGAUGAAGAUCCCAGAUGAGUUUUGCAGUGAGGAUUUGGACCUGAACAGCGACCUGCAGUACCUCUUGCCCCGGCGGCAGGGUCCAGGCCUGUGUGCCACAGGGUUGGUCAGCUACCUGGUGGCGCUCCACAAUGAGCUGGUCAACGCUGUGGACAGCCACACUGGAGAAGACAUCAGCUACAAGGUGAGUUUGGCGGAGCUAACUGAGCAGCAUGUGAUCAGCUACGAGGUGGAGAAGGACUUGCUUCCUCUGGUUUUAUCAAACUGCCAGUACAGCUUAGAGCGUGGCCAUGAGACGAUAUCACAGUACGACCUGCCCAGGAUCCAGCAGCAGAUCCUCACCCGCUUCCUGCAGGGAAAACCCCUCAUCAACCGCACAGGAAUUCCAACUCUGGUCAACAUACAAGAGAGAGACUAUGAAACCAUGUUCGAAGCUGUUAAAGGAAAAGUGCCUCAGGAGGCUCUGUCCUCUCUGAUCCGAACUGGACUGUCCAGAGAGCUGGACUCCUACAGUGAGGUGUGUGAGGCACUCAAGAUCGUGGAGCUGCUCCUGGGAUUUCUCACCAUGACCGGUGGUGAUCCCAGAAAUCCUCUGGUCGCAUACCUCCGGGACAUGCUGAAGAUGACCGACCACAUCGAUCAGCACAUCUUGCAGGCUCUGGGUAGAUGCACUCUCAGACACUGUAUUUCUCUGUGGCAACUCCUCUCCUCCCUCAAGUCUGAAAACCUGUUGCGUCUCAAGAGGGAGCCAUUUUCUGGGUAUCCAGCGGAGUACCAGGUGCCGCUGACAGAGGAGGAGAAGAAUCAGCUGAAAGGCUUUGUGUCCAGAGGAAACGUGGACCAAUGGCUGCUAGAGAUGCAUGAGUUCAUCUUGUUAAAUCUUGGCCGCCCGCGGUCCAUUGACAUCUUCAAACCAUCCUGGAGUGUAAAAGAGACUGUGGGUGGUUACAUGGACCGUAAAGAAGUAGAGGUCCCUGCUUACGUGGAAGACAAGUUCCCUGAAAAUCUGUUGCUCUCACAGAUUGUGGAAACCUGGAAAUUCGCCGUCAUUGCCAAACAGGACUGGAUGACUAAUGGAUGAAUCUGAGUUCAGCAGAAUCAUUUCUGAAUCAUACAUUUUUGAAACCAAACUUUAGUUUUACUUAUUUUUUCUUGAUUUUUAUUUUUAUUAAUUUUUCUGUGAUGAUAGUGUGAAAAGUUUCCUAAAAAGCACAAUCAAGCCUAUGGUGACGCACAUUGCCUUUAAUAUUACAGUUUGUUUAGCAGCUAAUUAUUUACUGCCUGGCAUCAGAAUAAUGGAAAUAUUUUGAAUAAUUACUGGAAGAGUCUCAUAAAAAGAAAAA